ACAAAGCUCAAUAAAAAUAUCAAGUAACUUGUUGGAAAUUUUUAUGAGUAGCCUACCAAAGAAGUCACCAGCUUACUUCACGGGCCAGCGCCUUACUGCGGUCAGUGAAGAAACUACCAGCCACUCCGGAACGGUGUGCGGCAGGCAGAUACAUUGUAGUUUUGCUAGGCUGCUAGCUACCAUACGCUUCAACAGUCGACCUCUGAAGGCGUUGAAGAGAGCAAAUAUGGAUGUGAAUUUUUUGAACGUCACCUAACCGUUCAAGACAUGACAUGCACACUGUGUUUUCAGAACUGCCAAAGUAAAUCAAGAGUGGUGGGCAGACAGGCGGCAUGACUGAGGAAAAAUGCCCUCAGCUGGUGGACUACUUUGUGGUGGCGGGCCUGGCGGAGGGCUCAGUCCCCAUGGACGAGGAGGGAGGUGGGCAGCAGAAGGGAGGAGGAGGAGGAGGAGGAGGAGGCGGAGGCCGCUCUGUGGAGCCCGUCACCGACGUGGUGGUGAUUGCGCGGGGGCUGGGCGAGGACGUGCCCGAGGGCUUCACCUGCAUCGAGAAGACCCAGGGUGGCAACCCGGCCGAGCUCAGUGCUGGCCUCAUCAACAACCCUCACAUGUUCCUGUGCUACCGCCGGGGCCACGACAAGCCCCCCAUCGUGGAGCUGGGAGUCCUUUAUGAGGGUAAGGAGCCCUCCAAGUCUGGUUGGGAUGUGAUUGACCACACCCCAUACGGUCGCUCGGCCAGCCUGACCACGGGCAGCCCCACCAUCCACCGCACCUUCCUCACGUACCGCCGAGCACCGGACUCCCAGGCCCUGAACACACUGGGCGUCACUGACAUCUCCCUACUCAUGCCCAGCAAAGGGGAGUUGGCACCGCACACCUUCAGCAGGGUGGACAAGAACCUGAACACAGGCAUGUGGGGUCCAGCAUUAUACCUGUGUUACAAGAAAGCUGUUGCCAAAGCCAAUGCUCUGGUCUAUGAGGCAGGUCUAAUCAGCCGAUACCCAGAGGAGGACCUGGAAUCCUUCCCUCUGCCAGACUCUGUGCCGGUGUUUUGUCUGCCUAUGGGCGUGACGGUGGAGAGUUGGCCCCUCAACACCAAGUACCAGCUUCCUGUCUUCUCCACGUUUGUCCUCACCAGUGCCUCUGGAGACAAGGUGUACGGCGCCGCCAUCCAGUUCUACGAGGCGUACCCGCGGGAGGCGCUGUCGGAGCGGCAACGCGUGCGCCUGGGCCUGGUGAGCGUGGUGGACCGGCGGCCCAUCACCAGCCGCUCGGUGCAGGUGAAGAAGAGCGUCUGCGUGCUCUCCCACUGGCCCUUCUUCACCGUCUUCCAGAAGUUUCUCACCUUCGUCUACCGCUACUCCAUCUCCGGUCCGCACGUGCUGCCCCUGGAAAAGCACAUCUCCAGCUUCAUGCACAACGUGCCCUUCCCCUCCCCCCAGCGCCCACGCAUCCUUGUGCAGCUGUCCCCUUAUGACAACCUUCUACUGUGCCAACCAGUCUCAUCUCCCCUCCCUCUCAGCGGUGCCAGUUUCCUGAAGCUGCUGCAGAACCUGGGCCCUGAGAACGCCUGUAUGCUGCUGCUGGCCGCGCUGACUGAACAGAAGCUGCUGCUGCACUCUCUGCGGCCCGACGUGCUCACCUCCGUCUGCGAGGCCCUGGUGUCCAUGACUUUUCCUCUCCGCUGGCAGUGCCCCUACAUCCCGUUGUGCCCGCUGUGUCUCGCCGGCAUGCUCAACGCCCCCAUGCCCUUCAUUGUGGGCAUGCAUUCCAGCUAUUUUGACCUCAAUGACCCCCCCUCUGAUGUGGUGUGUGUGGACCUGGACACCAACACCAUAUUCCAAUUGGAGGAUAAGAAGCCAUUGUCAUGGAGAUCACUUCCCAGGAAACAUGGCAAGAUCUUACUGAACUCACUCUCCAACUUGAACAAGACGUUAGAGAAGAUCUGCACGCCGGGCCAGGAGGAGGCCACGCUGGAGUUCCUGCUGACGGACUACGACCUGAUCUACGGGCGGCAGAAGCAGCUGGAGCUGGAGAUCCAGGAGGCCUUCCUGCGCUUCAUGAGCUGCCUGCUCAAGGGCUACCGCACCUACCUGCUGCCCAUCACCCAGGCCCCGUCAGACCGCACUACCGACUGCAGCUCCCUCUUCAACCUGCAGGGGUUUCUUAAGUCUCGGGACCGUACCCAGCAGAAGUUCUACAACCAGCUGACCAAAACCCAGAUGUUCGCCCAGUUCAUAGAGGAGUGCUCAUUUGUCAGUGACCGCCACGUCAGUCUGGAAUUCUUCGAUGAGUGUGUACAAAAGGUGGAUGUGGAGAAGCCGGAGGAGGUGCAUCUGGUGGACCUGGAUGAAACCCACAGUGGGGAGCACACCGUCUUCAUCAUGCCACCGGAGGAGCCUCAGGAGGCGGACGGCUCCGAGUGCCUGGCCCAGUACAGCUACGAGACGUUCCCCAUCCUGCAGCUAGAGCUGUUUGACCGGCCACAGGACCAGCUGCGCGUCCCAACCAAAGGAAGUGCUCCCAGCAGCCCCGCGCCACGCCGCACCAAACAGGAGAUAAAGCUGGCCCAGAAGCGGGCGCAGAAGUACGCCUCGGUGCCCGACAUGUGGUCCAAGUGCCUGCUGGGCCACUGCUACGGCCUCUGGUUCAUCUACCUGCCCACCUUUGUGCGGGCAGAGAGCACCAAAGUGCCAGCCCUGCACAUCGCCUACGAGGUGCUCAAACACAUGGAGACUCGCAAGGUGGUGCUUCCUGAUGAGGUGUGUUAUCGGAUCCUGAUGCAGCUGUGUGGGCAGUACGGCCAGCCUGUGCUUGCAGUGCGGGUGCUUUUGGAGAUGAAGAAGGCCGGCAUAACACCCAACACCAUCACCUAUGGCUACUACAACAAGGCUGUGUUGGAGAGCAAGUGGCCCUCUACCAAUCAGGGUGGCCGUCUGCGCUGGGCAAAGUUACGCAAUGUGCUGAUGGCUGUAGCUCAGUUCAGGCAGCCAAUCAAACAUCGGCAAAAGAGUGACUCUAUAAGCUCCAGAUCAGAUGUCAUCCUCUCCAAGCCCCGCCCGCACUCUGCUUUGGUUCGCCAGUCCAGCUGGAGUGGCUUGAGUGAAAGCUCCAGCCACGAAUCGCUGAAUAGCUUGCUCCCCAAGAGCAACAGCCUUAGCAGCAUGCGCUCCUCCACUGACCAUGACAAGCUGCCCCGGAAAGCACUGCUCCGGAACACUGGCGCGGAUAACCCUGCUGCCCGCAAACCCCCUGCCGGCCCCCAGGAGGCUCCUCCAGGGCUGCCCCCGUCUGGUGUCCUGGUGCGGCGCAGUCAGGUGUGCCUGUCCACCUUCUACAAGGACUGCGCCGAGACGCCCGAAGCCGACCCACACUGCAAGUGCCAGCCAGGGGAGAGGGAGAGCAGGUCCACUGAUGCGAGAGAGAGCUUGAGCAGAAAGACGCUGGAUGAGAACUACAACCACGUGUCAUCCCCGAGAAGCGGCCUGGCGGGGAAGCUGCAGCAGCUGCUGACGCCGACGCGGCACCGGGCGUUCGUGCGGCGUGCGGCCAGUGUAGACGAGCGGCGCCCGGGGGGCAGUAACUCCGGGCCCGGACACAGGGCGGCAGAGCGCAGGCAGGCCCGCAAAGCCCAGGUCACAGAGACCCUCCUCAAGGCCAAGGAGCGGCUGGUCAACGCAACAUCUGAGAGCUCGCUAUCAGUCGGAAGUGACAUUGAUCUGACGGAGCCUCCCGGUCUAAAUUUCACACUGAGGAAAUCCUGGGACCCCACGCCAGAAGGAGCUGGACUUGAGGUGUUGAUGUCCAGUUGCUCUCUGUGCCGGAGCUGCAACUCUCUGAUCUACGAUGAGGAGAUCAUGGCUGGCUGGACGUCCGACGACUCCAACCUCAACUCCAGCUGUCCGUUCUGCUCGGCCACCUUCGUUCCGCUGCUCAAUGCAGAGAUCUGCGACCUGGGUCCCGUCAGCAGCUUAGAGCGGAGCACGUUGAAUGCAGAGGAUGAGGUGGAGAGUGCCAUGAGGCCCCCUGGUGGUCAGGAGAGCUCAGAGCGGCCUCUGCACAACGGCCUGAGCGACGACUCCACCUCCGAGACCAGCGGCUACUCCGAGAGCAGCGGCAGCAACAACACGCUCGACUCUUCAUCUGUCAACGGGCCUCCUCUGGUGACGGUGGCCUACCUGAGCCCGCUGGUGCUGCGGAAGGAGCUGGAGAGCCUCCUGGAGAACGAGGGCGAGGCCGUGCUCUCGCAGCCCCAGCUGCUGGACAGCCACUCCAUCAUCUUCUGGAACCUGGUCUGGUACUUCCAGCGCCUGGGCCUCCCCAGCAACCUGCUGCAGCUCAUCCGCUCCUCACAGCUCGGCGCGCACCUCACACAGACUAUCGAGAACCCCGCGGUGCGAGUGAGGCUUCUCUGGGACACACUGACGCCUGACAUUGACUUCUGGCCUCCGCUCUACGUCCUCUGGAGAAUACACAGUGGUGUGCACAUGCUGCGGUACCACAGCUGGCGGAGGCACAACCACCCCUUCACCCUGAGCUUCCUGGAGGAAGUGCUGCGCUGGGUCGGCAUGAACGAGGUACACAAGGCGGUCACCCUCAUCCUGGAUACCAUCGCCAAGCAACCGGGCAACCCGAAGACCCAGAGGAGUUUGUACAGAGAGAUCCUGUUCCUGACCCUGGCUGCCAUGGGAAAAGAUCAUGUCGCGGCGUUCGAUAAGAAGUACAAGGCGGCCUACUCUCGCCUGAGUGGCUCCCUGGGCCGGGAGGAGUUGCGGCGGAAGCGAGCGCAGCCGCCCAGCCCCAAAGCCGUGGACUGCCGACGCUGCUUCCUGAUGCCUCUGGAGUGCUGAUGACUCCCCUCUCUCCCUUCUCUCUCUCCUCCUCCCUCUCUCGCCCCUGCUCCUCAUCAGGACCAGGGCCCACUGGACCUCCUCACCAACACCAACUCCAACCACUUCAACAUAGCGGUCCUUGCCUUGGCUCCACCUUUGCCUGGCUUGCCUGGUUUCGCCUAAACACCUCAGCAUAUUUUUUCCAGGACCUUGGAACGAGGAGGCUCUGGUAGUGUAACACCACAUCUUAGUCUCAGCCAGUCACACUCCCAACAGCUUACCUUGCAGCUGCCAAUACAACUGAAUAAGAAUUAGAAGGGCAUUGUACCAUUUGAAUUACAGACAGAACACAGUUGGUAUUUUUGGCUAUGGUCAGUGGUCAGCAAAGUGGGCAUAGCAAACCGGUCUCUCACUCAUACCUGAGCUCCUUAACUGUAGUUGUCUUGUGCUGCCUUGUGUUUCUGCCCUGAUGCAUUCUGCAGACUCUUUGUGUGGGCUUGUGCUUUAGACACAAUCCUAAGCUAUGCACCUUGUAUGGACAUCAAACACGCGUUGCAAUGCCUUCAAACUAGAACCUGAUAUCUACUUCUGCGGGGACAAACGAUGAACAGGCAGUGAGACCUCGCAUGUUCUCAUGGCUACAGUCAAUUAGAAAAGGGAUCAAACACCUGCUACUAGCACAGUGUGAAGGGCAAGGGCUUCACCCACAAUCUGCUCUCCAAUUUCACUGAACCUUUUUUACCCUCAUGUUUUUAUACUUCCUAUCUUCUGUUGCCAUCCCAGCCUUCGGUAUGGAGAAGGAGAAACACCUGGCUGGUCUGGAGGUCACGCUCUCCGCACCAUCCUUGAUCAAGUCUGCCCAAGGAGAGAGGAGGUGGUAACGGACAGUACAGUACAACUACGAUUUGAGCAAAGAACAAACACCCAUUUGCGAGUCCAGGUUCAAUCUCGAAGGGAAACACUGACACGAACCGUGAGGAAGAGAACAGAACUUGUUCCUCCGUUGGGGAAGAUCCAGGCAGAGUUCUGCGUGGUCUGGGUCACUGGAGCAGAGGAAGCCAAGAGGAAGUGGAGAUGCUCCGCUGUCAGGCGAAGAGGUUGGGUACAAAUCAGCACUUAGCAUGACCUCAAACCAAAAGACUUCACACACACACACAUACACACAAACACAUGCACACAUGAAAAGGACUGCUAGAUUUUUUUUUUUGUUGUUGUGUUGUUUUUGUUUUGCAAUUCUGUUGCCUGUUGGUCGGUUUGACCAUGACAUGGGACAUGGAGUGUUGAGAGUGUUUAUUCAGAGACUGCGGAGCUCACAGUGAUCUGGAUGACAACUGACAGAAAGGACAGAAAGUCCCUGGCUUAUACGUACUGUCCCACCUGUCAGUGUCACCUACCGCUUUGCCCUUCCUGUGACACAUAUUUUGCCUUGUUCUACUGGUAUAGUACUCUGGUUAACAUGUGUGGUAUCUAUCUGUCUUAUGCCUAUCUCUGUGUGUGUUUCUUUUUUUUUUUUUUUUUUUUUAUCUUUUCACAGCAUAAAGGGAAAACCACUGCACUGCUUUUAAAGCUAGGGAAUUCUCACCACUGUGACUGAUGUCUGACUGCAUUGUUUUAAACCACCUCUGCCGCACACACUCAGACAGCAUUUCAGCAGCGCAUUCGCUCAUAUAAGUCUAGACUAUAUGGGGAAAGCACCUUAGGAUCAAAUCUACUCGAAGCAACUCAGAACUUGCACGUGUUCCAGAAUACACCUCCACUUGAUGUUCAGUACUAGAACUUGCUUUUGGGUUUAAUUGCGAUGGAUGAGCGUGCUGCUCUAAUGUGUUUUUGGCACUGACUUGUAAUGAGAUUUUCUUUAAUUAUUUUUCAGUCGUCUGGGUGCACUAGACAAAAACACAUUUGAGAUUAGAUGCACCUGUCAAUAUGUGAGUGAUAUUGUGGCAGUUUUCUCUAAAUCUAAAAGCGAUGAUUAACCCAGCAAUAGCUUGAACAGCUGCAACAAUGAAUAACUUUAUUCAUUUUUUGAAUGAAGUUUACAGAAUGCUGUUGGACAGGGAUGUUGACAGGAAACAAAUUACAGAUUGACAUUCUCGAUAUUUUGGUCUCGCACCAUGUGACCCAUGAGAUUUUGAGACUAACUCUUUGUAUGUAGUUGUCAUCUCAUUAUUGAACUUGACACUGAGUUAGGCCUGUAAGGAGUAUAUCACAUUUCAGUACCACUGUUUAAAGCUAGAGUAACCAUAGUGAAGAUGUUUAUUUUGUUACAGUAUUUUCGGUAGAGGAGCUCAGCAGUUUGAUACCCCUCAUUAUUUUUUCCUGUGGUUUUAUUUCUCUAGGAAAAAAGAAAGCUGUGAUUUUUGUCAUUUUGUUUGUUUGUUGAAUGUUAAUGUUGAAUGGAUAUUGGGAGAAAAGCUAUAUCCAUUACACUUUAUUUUAGUCUUAAGUUUAAUAAAUUAGUAUAUUCCUAUGGCACUCAUACACCAUUGUAUAAUAAUGUGUUGUAAACAGAAGACCACAGGUCAGAACCUGUGCAAAUAUACGAAGUUUGUGUUUUCUUGCUUCACCCAUUCAAUGCUAAAUUUGCCAAGCUGAGUAACUGCAAUAAUUGGUCAUGACCAGCAGAGGGCAGAAAAUGCCAAAGGAUCAUGCAUGGGAGUAUGCCACUGUGUUUUAAUGCAAUGGACUGGAUACUUGUGAGAGGGAAUUUGACUUCCAGGGUCAGUUUUAAUUUUUUAUGGUUAAAAGAUCACAAUGAAGUAAAGAGAGUAGUAUUUAAAGUUUAUUGUGUUUGCCGUAGUAAUUUAUAUGGUGUUGUUAUGUUGUGAAUUUCUUUGUUUAUUUUAUUUUGUUAAUUUUUUUGUAAGAAAAUAUAAAAAACUAUCUACCCCCAGCUCUCUUUUGUCAUAAUUACGAACUAUGCUGAUGCUUCUUGGUACAUUGACUUAACUUUAAGUACAUCAAGUGCCUCCUGUAUUUGUCAUGUUUUUGACCAAUAGAUAUGUCAUAGGUUUCUGAUCUACCAGUUCAACAUUCAUAUAUUUAUUAAACACUUUUAUUGAAACCG
Messenger RNA from Clupea harengus (Atlantic herring), 7896 nucleotides. It is a transcript of the gene dennd4b, whose product is annotated as DENN domain containing 4B. Gene Ontology annotation, biological process: regulation of Rab protein signal transduction. NCBI's taxonomy places the organism in Eukaryota, Metazoa, Chordata, Actinopteri, Clupeiformes, Clupeidae. The record is from RefSeq and is a predicted model, not a curated record. Gene Ontology annotation, molecular function: protein binding. Gene Ontology annotation, cellular component: cytoplasmic vesicle.